Messenger RNA from Podarcis muralis (Common wall lizard), 2210 nucleotides. The record is from RefSeq and is a predicted model, not a curated record. Lineage: Eukaryota; Metazoa; Chordata; Lepidosauria; Squamata; Lacertidae.
CAACCUAUGAAACCGAGCAUCAUGUCGAGGCCUAAGCGCUCCUUCCGACAGCACCGUCAACAGGGUCCCAAAGAACCGGGCCACUCGCGCUUCCCUCGCACCACAGACAAUUACGGCAAUGAGGAGGAAGAGGUGAAGCGCAGCAGCUCGCGGGGAGACAAAAGGAGCGCGAGCCCCUCCUGGCGCAACCCCCGCGCCUCCCCCAGCUCCUCCUCUUCCCCCGCUCCGCCGGCGCUUGUUGCCCCGUUUCCUAGCAACCGCCCGCGGGCCGCCUCUCGGGGCUGAAAGAAAGCGCAGGCCGGGGAGGACGGCCGGCCCGCCAUGGAGGCCCCCAGGCCCCGAGCCCGCUCCCCGCCUCUGCCUCCCCCCAAGCCCGCCAUUUUCUACGGGCCCGUGGAACCGGGGAACCCGGUGGUGGACAGCUUCGAGAAGGACCUGAGCGCUUGCCUGGGCUACUUUCGGCGCCAGCAGGAAGCGAAGGCCUCGGGGGCCUCGGGCUCCAGGCAGCAGGAGCUGCACAGGCUGGGAGCAACUACUUUGUUUAAUAUUUGGAACAACUACAAGCCUCGAUUCCCAGAUUGGUAUUACAAUGAAAAACUUGUGAAAGUUGGUGAUGAGCUUGUGGAAAUGAAGGAAUAUAAGCUGGCACUUACACAGUGCUAUGGGCGAUAUCUUCAGGAAAUCUGUAGUGUAAAUCUAAACAAAAUUGGAUCAGACGUGCAUCAAUUUAAGUCUGAUUUUUUCCCAAAGGGACUUAGAGAUCCAACUGCUGCGCGUACAUUCCAUGUUUUGCAAGUGAGGAAUAUCUGCAUUUACAAAUUGGUGUGUGAUAAUGAUGAGGACCUCCUGAAUCAGGAAUCUGUGAAGACAUGUUUCAGACUCUUGUCCAUAUUGCAGCUGAUCAUGCAGAUGACUUUGCCACAUGAACGUUUGUGUUGGCUUGUCUACAAUGGUACAAUCCAUAUGUAUACCAUUUGUAGGCAUUUAAUGACCAUUGGUCAAUCUGCUAAGGUGCUUGAAUAUUUAUUAUGGGCCUGUGUAUGCAUGGAAUCAUCGGUUCCCCUUUUAGCUGUACACUAUUUGCCAUGGAGAGCAACACUGUAUGCUGCUGUUUGCCAGUGUUAUUAUGACUGCUAUUCUGGCAUAAAUGGAGAGAUAUUUGCACGCCGUGGUUUGGUUAAAAUAGAUGAACUAAAGCAAAUGGAAAAUAUGAGUUCACCAGCAUUAAGCACAGAAACAAAGAGAAAAUUCAAAGAAGCAACUGUGAAGAUGGCAGCAAUGAUCUUCAAAAGAUCAGCAUUUGAACCCAGAAGACGACCAAAGGGGCUUUUUCGUCCAAGAGUGAAAAAUAAUAUGAAAGAUAUACAACAUCUUCCUUGGCCUCGGACAAUCUCAGAACGGCUGAUGAUGGAGAUAUUUGAUUGCAAUUCAUCUAUCUUUUUUGGCGUCUUGGAAGCUCUGUUUGAUAGAAAUAGGCGGACACUGAUCCCUAGCCCUCCUAUUCCUGAUGAAAUGGAAAUUCGUGAUGUCAUUUCAGAGUUGUUUUUUGCAGGUGUGGAUAUUCUUGAUGGUGGUGGCGUAGCUGCCCGAAGCAGCUUAAUCCCUGUUUCUAUGGUUAUAACUGGAACAUCAACACUUAUGGAACAGAUCUUAGCAGGGAAGAGUGGUAUAUCUGCAUAUGCUGCCUUGAGAUUUCUUAAGAUGGCUUUCAGCUAUGAGGAGUGGGAUAGCUUUGAUCACGCAGCUAUAGUGUUUUUUUCCUUUCUUCAGAAUCAAAAUGCCCCCAAAUGGAAGAAAGCAGAAUCAGAACUCAAAAUACUUCUAGUAAUGCAGCCUCUAAUAACCGCAAGAAAACCAAGACACGGCUUGUGUGUGCAUGGAGGUGUUAUCAGAGAAUCAAGUACUUUUCGUAGUACAGGAAGAAAAUCCAUCACAUUUCAAGAUGGAAGAGUACCAGCAGGAAAGACUACUGAUGAAAUUUUUACAUUGGCAAGAACUCUUUAUUCCUGCAUCAGUACACCUGAAAAGGUUCUCCUGCCAGACAGAGAAAUGAUGACAGAUGCAACCAUGUUUUUGUGGCAAAAGUGCAAAAUUGCAAUUCUGAGGAUCCAAAAUAGCGGAAGCUAUUUCUUAAAGUCUCUUCUUAAAUACCAGACAGCCAAGGUAAACCUUUCUCAUAACUCAUGUUGAUUAAGGUUAAUUAUGUAUCA